Molecule: messenger RNA, 2001 nt
Organism: Wyeomyia smithii (pitcher-plant mosquito)
Lineage: Eukaryota; Metazoa; Arthropoda; Insecta; Diptera; Culicidae
Gene: CCT5
Product: T-complex protein 1 subunit epsilon
Exons: 4
Coding region: 225-1856 (543 amino acids)
Biological process (GO): protein folding
Cellular component (GO): chaperonin-containing T-complex
Molecular function (GO): ATP hydrolysis activity; ATP-dependent protein folding chaperone; ATP binding
Source: RefSeq, a predicted model, not a curated record
CAAACGCUCGCACGUUCAUUCAUCACGAGUUUUCGCUGCGUGCUUUGAGUUGCAGGGAAAGAAUUGCACGGGGUGUGAUAUUUGUUCCGUUAGGUCAAAUUUAGGCAUUUGUUUCCUGUUCCGCCCGAUCAUUCGGCCACGGUGGUGAAUAGUAUUGCCAGGGACUUAGUUUCUAGUUUGUGAAUUUGAAUAGUGGCGAAGUGAAAAAAUAAACAGCUACCAAGAUGAUGUCCUUACCGGGAAGUAUCGCUUUCGAUGAGUACGGGAGACCUUUCAUUAUUCUCCGGGACCAGGAGAAUCAGAUGCGGUUGACCGGCAAUGAAGCUAUUAAGAGUCAUAUUCUAGCGGCGAAGCAAAUAGCUGCAACUAUUCGAACCUCGCUCGGCCCGAAGGGCCUGGAUAAGAUGAUGGUCAGUGGAGAUGGAGAAGUUACUGUUACUAACGAUGGUGCCACUAUUCUAAAACUGAUGGAUGUGGACCACGAAAUUGCUAAAUUAAUGGUCCAACUGAGUCAGUCACAGGACGACGAGAUUGGUGACGGAACGACCGGCGUCGUAGUGCUUGCCGGUGCUCUACUGGAACAAGCGGAGUCGCUUUUGGAUCGUGGAAUCCAUCCGAUUCGAAUUGCCGACGGUUUUGAAUUGGCCGCCCAGUGCGCUAGUAAGCACUUGGAUUCGAUUGCCGAGCCUUUUCCCAUUUCACGAGACAACAAGGAGCCGUUAAUCGAGGUGGCGAUGACGACUCUGGGCAGCAAAAUCGUUAACAAAUGUCACCGACAAAUGGCGGAAAUUGCGGUUGACGCUGUACUUACUGUGGCCGAUCUCGACAAGAAGGACGUCAACUUUGAAUUGAUUAAGCUGGAGUGCAAGGUCGGCGGACGCAUGGAGGACACUUGUCUGGUGAAAGGAGUGGUGGUUGAUAAGACCAUGUCCCACUCGCAAAUGCCUAAAACUUUGCGGGAUGUGAAGCUGGCCAUUCUGACCUGCCCGUUCGAACCACCGAAGCCGAAGACCAAGCAUAAGCUGGAUGUCACCUCGGCCGAAGACUACCGAAAGUUGCGCGAAUAUGAGCAGGAAAAAUUCUUGCAGAUGGUCAAGCAAGUAAAGGAUGCCGGCGCUACACUGGCCAUUUGCCAGUGGGGUUUCGACGAUGAGGCAAAUCAUCUUUUGCUUCAGCAGGAACUGCCGGCAGUCCGCUGGGUUGGUGGUCCGGAGAUCGAAUUGAUUGCGAUCGCCACUGGCGGCAGAAUUGUGCCGCGUUUUGAGGAGCUGACGCCCGACAAGUUGGGCCAUGCUGGCCUGGUCCGGGAGCUAAGUUUCGGAACGACCAAGGACAAAAUGUUGGUGAUCGAGGAGUGUCUGAACACCCGCGCCGUUACAAUUCUGAUUCGCGGUGGUAACCAGAUGGUUACCGCGGAAGCAAAACGUUCCAUCCACGAUGCACUCUGCGUUGUGCGUUCACUGAUUCAGGACUCGCGUAUUGUCUAUGGUGGUGGAGCCGCUGAGAUCAGCUGCUCACUGGCUGUGGCCCGUGAAGCCGAUCAGCUAUCUACAUUGGAACAGUAUGCGUUCCGCUCGUUCAGCGUUGCUCUAGAAUCGAUUCCGCUGGCGCUAGCCGAGAACAGUGGCUUGCUGUCGAUCGAAACACUAUCUGAAUUGAAAUCACGCCAGGUUGCGGAGAACUCGGCCACUUUGGGCGUAGAUUGCAUGCUGACCGGCAAUUCUGACAUGAAGGAACAUCACGUCAUCGAAUCGCUGCACUCGAAAAAGCAGCAGAUCAUUCUAGCCACACAGCUGGUUAAGAUGAUCUUGAAGAUCGACGACGUUAGAACACCAGCCGAUAAAAACGGUAUAUAAGGAGCCUUCCGUCUACAGUCGCUUAAAUAUGAGAAACUUCUUUUUUCUGCUAUCAAUUUAAGCAGUAUACUUUUGGCACGUUCAUUCUACUCAUUUUCACAUAACUCACUCAGCGAGAAAUAAUAAACACAAUACUUACAAAAAA